CUUGACGCUGUUACCAUUUUAUGCAACUUCUGGCAUGAAGUGAAAAAAUUCAGAGAGAGCUAGGCACAGAAGAGAGACGACUUGUGUGCUGGAAAAAAAGAGUGAUGUAAGUUUAAGAACAGAUUCUGUAACUUUUUGGUGGGCAGCAGCUGUUUAUCAGAAUGGUGACUGCAAAAACCUGGGUCCUGAAAAAGUAUUUUGAGGGCUUCCCAAAACACAGCGAUUUUGAGCUGAAGGAGGAAGAGGUACCAGAUCCUAAAGAUGGAGAAGUGUUGUUGGAAGCUGUUUAUCUCAGCGUUGAUCCCUAUAUGAGGCCUUACAGUAAGUUGUGGAUGAAGGAAGGCGAUGUAAUGAUUGGCUUUCAGAUUGGCAGGAUUCUCAAAAGCAAAAACUCAGAGUUUCCAGAAGGCUCUUUUGUUGAGGCUAAUAUUGGCUGGAGGACUCAUUCCAUUUCUGAUGGCAAGAACCUAAAGCUUAUGCUUCCUGACUGGCCAUCAAACAUUCCAAGGUCGCUGGGACUUGGUAUUAUCGGCAUGCCUGGUUUAACAGCCUACUUUGGCCUCCAGGAAAUAUGUCAGCCAAAGGCAGGAGAGACAUUGCUGGUUAAUGCAGCCGCAGGAGCAGUGGGGUCAGCGGUUGGACAGAUUGGUAAAAUUAAGGGCUGUAAAGUGGUGGGUUGUGCUGGCUCAGAUGAGAAAGUUCAGUACUUGAAGGAUAUUGGAUUUGAUGAAGUGUUCAACUACAAAACAGCUGACUCUUUGGAGGAAAGUUUGAAGAAAGCUGCCCCAGAAGGCUAUGACUGCUUUUUUGAUAAUGUCGGAGGAGAGUUUUGUUCCACUGCAAUGUUCCAGAUGAGAGAAUUUGGAAGGAUUGCUGCGUGUGGUGCCAUUUCACUGUACAAUGAUACAGAACCACAAAAAGGGCGUUUCUUCUCUUGGCAUAUGGUCUGGAAUCAGCUUCACAUGAAAGGAUUCCUUGCAUCGAGUUGGAAUGACAGAAGAGAGGAAGGACUAACUCAGCUGAUGAAUUGGGUGAAAGAGGGCACACUGAAAUACCAUGAGCACAUCACACAAGGAUUUCAGAACAUGCCAGAUGCCUUUAUGGGAAUGCUGAAGGGAGAGAACAUUGGAAAAGCAGUUGUGAAGGUCUGAUAAAUGACAGAGCUGGACUUAGUUCAUAGAAGAGAAGAAAUGAAUGUAUUGUUCUGAAAUGAAAAUUGAUGGAAUUUGAUUCUAAUAAACAGAGAGUGGCACAACUUCAUUCACCAGGAA
This is a messenger RNA of Protopterus annectens (West African lungfish), 1271 nucleotides long. Its product is annotated as prostaglandin reductase 1-like. Gene Ontology annotation, cellular component: cytoplasm. Lineage: Eukaryota; Metazoa; Chordata; Ceratodontiformes; Protopteridae. The transcript has 10 exons. The record is from RefSeq and is a predicted model, not a curated record. Gene Ontology annotation, molecular function: 2-alkenal reductase [NAD(P)H] activity; 15-oxoprostaglandin 13-reductase [NAD(P)+] activity. Gene Ontology annotation, biological process: prostaglandin metabolic process. Bases 162 to 1151 code for a protein of 329 amino acids.